UCAGCUACUUUGAACGGUAGUACCGACUCAGCCGCAGCUCGAGCAACAGAAAGAUAUCGCCGCGACCGUAGCUAGUGAUUCUCGCUACGAAAAACUCGAACGAAUUUCUUUCGCAUUACUCUGCGUGUAAUUCAGUAAACGCAAAACGAUGUCCGAGUCCGGCGACGAGUCCCCCGAGAGCGUCCAUACCGAGAGCGACGACGACGCGUCCAUCGAAAGCGUCCACAGCGACGACGACGAUGUCUCGGACAUCGAAAUCGACGAUCAGGACGACGAAAGCGACCGAUCCAUGCACACGGCGAGCGACGACGAGGACGAAGAGGCGGCCCUGACCAACGAGAGCGACAUAUCCGCCAGAAGUUUGCUGUAUCGCGAGGGCGCCGACGACGACGACGACAAAAACGACAACGAUCAGCACGAGGAGAGCUUCGAUUACGGACAGAAAAAGUUGGACACGCUGAUGAGGCUGCGCGAGAAGGUCAACUGGCGGAUCGAGGAGGAGCGCGUGGAAUUCUUCCUGCUGAUCGAUCACCUGAUGACCGAGUGGCUGGAGCUGCCCGAGCUGCCCGAUCUGCGCAACUGCCUCCAGCCUGAAGAGAUGGAUUGGCUACUGGCGCACGUGGUCGCCCACGUCCAGUACUUCAAUCAAGCGAGGCAGUUCAUCGAGUUCGUGGUGCGCACCGGCUACAAGGAUAGGAUCGACGAAAAUCCACCGCAGCUGCUGCUGCGUCGCACCACGGCGAUACAUCACGCGGCCAAGUACAGACCCUCCGACUGGCGAUGGAUGGUCGAGCAGCUCUUCGAGAUAUACGACAAAUUCGAGGUGAACUACAGCGAUGAAUCCGGAUUAACGCAUUUUCACGUGGCCUGCAUGGCUGGCCUCGUUGAAAUCGUUCGGAAAUUCCUCGAGCUCGGCCAUGAGGAUCCCGAUCUCGUGUGGCCGGAAACGGGCGAUUCGCCGCUGCACUUGGCUCUGACCGAGGGCAGCAAGGAGACGAUGGAACUGCUGCUGAGGAACGGAGCAGAUCCGAAUCGGGCCAAUUACGAGCGGGGAUCGACUCCUCUGCACGUUAUCUCACGGAGGAAGAACAGAGACGACGGCUCGACGAAGCUAUUCCUCGAGAUCUGCGACGAGCUGAAUCGGCCGGUGUCGAUAGAUGCCCGCGACAAGUCGGGCAGGACACCUCUGCAAUUGGCCGUGGCGAAUCUCAAGCCGCACGCGGUCGAGAUUCUGCUGGAUCGUGGCGCCGAUCCCGCCAGCUUCGUCGUUACCAUCGACAAGCUCUUCGACGACUCGGCCGUCGGUUGGUACGAAUUACGUACGGACCUCGAUGGAUCGAGCAUUGCCGGCGGUGCACUGGCCAUCCUCGAGAGUCUCGAAAGCAGAGGAUACAAAGUCGAAGAUUACGGCUCGAUCGUCGCGAAAAUCUUCGGCAAGCUCGAGUUGUUCCAGUACUCGGCGGAUCUUCGAACGGCCAACGAAAAUUGGUACGACGACGAGGAGUUCGCCAGCCGAGCCAAGACCAUAACGAUCCUGCCGUGCAUCAAGGUAUGGCACUACGACGAAUCGUCCGAGUUGGCGAGAGAGAGCGACGCCGAGGCGAUGUCGCUCUACGACCUGAUCCGACUCGCGCCCGAGGCGGCGGCGACCGUGUUCGAGUUCCGGGACUACUACGACUGGGACGAGUCGUUCGCCGAGUUGCCGAAAAAGUACGAGAUCCUGGUGAAGGCCCAGCUGUGCGAGACGAUGUCGAGACGCUGCUGCGACAAAAUCAUGGGACGUCUGAUCGACGAAGAAGUGGCUGAUAUUUGCUUUGAUUUUGUCGCAUGAUUGUAGAAUAUAAGCUCGUAUAGCUUGGACGUAAUACACUUGUACAGAGAUUCUGUAUUCAACGAAUAUUCGUAAUGAAAUAACAAAGAUUGAAUUCAUUAA
This is a messenger RNA of Trichogramma pretiosum, 1933 nucleotides long. RefSeq lists its product as uncharacterized. Gene Ontology annotation, molecular function: protein binding. The coding region runs from base 149 to 1831 and encodes 560 amino acids. The record is from RefSeq and is a predicted model, not a curated record. The transcript is spliced from 2 exons. NCBI's taxonomy places the organism in Eukaryota, Metazoa, Arthropoda, Insecta, Hymenoptera, Trichogrammatidae.